AGCAGUCAUGUCAGCACCAGUUUACAAUCCUGGGGAACCCUACCUAAUGCCCAUCGCUGGAGGGUUCACGCCUGGACGGAUUGCUCAUGUCACGGGUACAUUUAAGCCCAGUGCAACAAGACACCAUAGAAAAUGAUGAAUACUAAACUGCUUGAACACACUGACACCUAAAAAAAAAAAAAGUAACAAAUUGAUGGCCCCAUCAACUAGCAGUCAGCUUAUGAAGCAGCAGCUCAUGUCGAGUAUUACCACAACUCUCUGGAAUACUCGGGACUUAUGGACCGAAUUGGCUCUUCCAGAUUUUGUCUGUUACUUCUGAUGUCCAUUAAAUGGAGUUUAAUAGUGAAGUUCCAAUCUGGGCCCAGUGGUGAUCCAGCCGACGAGAUUGGUCUCUGUAUAUAUGGCCGUUUGCUUGAGGGUAUAAUUGGAAGAAAUGCCUUUACACGAGCAGCUGGUUGGGGUGUGGAAGAAGCUUCAGGCUCGGCUGCGUUCGCACAGGGACAGAACUUCGAAAUGACCAUCCUCUGUGAUCCAAUGUGUUUCAAGAUUGCCUUGAAUCAGCAACAUUUUGCCGAAUUCAGCCAUCGCACCAACCCGGCUACAAUGAAUUACAUCAAUGUUGCCUCCUCAAGCCAAGAUAUCACUCUUGCCUGUGUCUGGAUUGAGGACUCGGCUCCUCCACCUCCUGUGCAGCCUCCCUAUGGUGCUCCUGGUGCUGGUGGUCCUUUUCCCCCACAGCCUAACUAUGGGCCUCCUCCACCUUACUCAGGAGGUCCUGGCUAUGCUCCUCCAAUGUAUCCUAAUCAGCCCUAUCAGCAGCAGGCAGCACCUCCUGGUCAAUAUGGGUCACCCCAGCACCAUGGGUCAGGAAGUGGUGGUGCCAAAGGAUUAUUGGGUAUGGCAGCAGGUGCAGGGACAGCCCUUGCAGGGGCCCUUGGAGCAUCACAUUUAAUUGGGAAAUCCAAGGGUGGAUACCCAGGUGGUGGAUACCCAGGUGGUGGAUACCCAGGUGGAGGAUACGCAGGUGGAGGAUACCCUGGCCAUGGGGGCUCCCAUGGGGGAGGAAUUCUGAACAAGGCCUUGGGUGUUGGAGGAGCUCUUGCAGGAGCCAAAAUGCUCUCAAAGCCAAGUAAAGCCAUGAAAUAUGGAGUGCCACUGGCCGGCUUGGGAGCCCUUGCUGGAGGAGGGUACAUGAUGCACAAAGGCUUCCAUCAUGGGUCUUCCUCCUCUUCAGGCUCCAGUGAAGAAGAGUAAACUGUUGAUUUGCUUAGUGGUGGGUUAUGGUGUCUGUGACUGAAUAUUUGGCCAGUUUUGCUUUAGAAAACCUUUUAUUCUUUUAUGUCAUAUAUAAUUCUAGUAUAGCAUAUUAAUGAUAUCUGUUGUAAAGUAAAUUUUGAACCUCACAAGUCAGGCAGUCACUGGCCCAGCACUUUUUGAUUUUAAUCUGGCAGUCAUUAGUUUGCAUGACCAUCACUUAGCCAGUUCUGGCACUACCACCACCCCAUAUUUUUAACAUCUAUUACAGCUUCCUUAUAGUGACUGAAGCUAUUAUAUUGCCUUGGAUUACCAAUAUUUUACCUCAGUUAUCAGUAAUAUGCUUCAGUGUUUGUAUUUUGUCUUUUAUAUCCUAAUCCUCACUGGGUUCCAAACUUCCCAGACAGGUGAGGUUCAACCUGUAAUAGGGAAUUGGUAAUGUUUAGUACACAUUACACAUUUUGAGUUAUAUUUUGUUGGAAUGCUUCAUAGAUACAUACAUAUAUACACACAUAGAUAUCUAUAUUUUUAAAAUUAGAUAAAUAACCCAUUAAUUAUUUGAAAAUCUCAUAUGAAUAAUUUUAUUGUAUACUGCCCCUACCAUUUUGUUCCAUAGGGACAACUUGGAAACCUUCAAGUUAUUUAGGAAUGUUAACACAGUAUUAAGUGCAUAGCUAAGAAACUGUAUUAUGAAAUAACAUUGGUUACCUAUUGUUGUAUAAUUCAAAAUAUAAAGGUAUAGAUAUUCUUUAUUGCAUAUAACAUUUAACCCAUUGGUGCCAGGUACAUGCACUGUCUGUACACUCCAGAUUUCUUUUGUGAAUGCUGUUUACAUAUGGAUGGCUCCAUCACCAUGCCAGAUUGCCCCAUUCCAAGAAUUUUUGCUAUUUUUCUUUUCCAAUGAUAUUUUUAUUAUUAUUAUUGUCAUUGAUACUACAUUAACCAAUACUAGUGGCAGUAAAAAUAAAACAGUAAAAGGAAAAGGGUAAGCAGGCAAGAUUAGGUAGGCCUAGUAAUUGCCUCUGUGGUGACUAAGCACCAUAUCUGAUUACUUGAAUUAGCUUUGCUUUGCUUUUUACUAAAACUAUGAAUGGAUGGCAUGUACGUACAUGCCAUCCCCAUUGGUUUUGGGUUAAUUAAGAUGUAUUAAAAGUAUUUGUAAAUUCUGCAUUCUGACACAAUUAGAAUAUUACUUCCCUUACUGCAGUAGACAGUUAGUCUGUCCAUCUCUUGCUUUUUCUGCAUUUUUUGUUCACUCUUUCUUCAUUACACAAGUACAGGCAAAGCAUCUGUGUCUCCAUGACAGCAUGCAACUGAUCCUUUUUCACAGGUACUAUGAUGUCAGCGGGGUCAUUAUAUGACACUCAUACAAAAUAUGUAUGUAUAUAUGUACAUUGAUGUAUGUGUAUGUACAAGCACACGCGCAUACAUGUGAGACUCACACAUGCACACACACACACACACACGCACACGCACACAUACGCACACACACAUACGCACAUGCACACUCCUGCACACAUACACGUACACAACACACAAAUGCAAUUUCAUGAUACAGUUUUCUUUGCUUAAUAUUAACUGCUUUGCUAUGCAGUUAUCUCACAGUUUACGUGUUUCCAACACCUCAAAAUAUAAGAUACAAUAAAUGCACAAAGUUGAAUUGUUUGCAUAAGUUUUUAAAGUUUCUGAGAAAGUUUCAUUUUCUUAUCCCAAACUUUCAGUUCUUACAGUAGUUCUUAAUAAUCCCCUUAAUACAAAAUUUGUUCCUUAUCUUUGUUAAAUCUGUUGAAUGACUAGAGUAGGAUAUGAUAUUAAUAAUUACCAUAAUAAUGUGUUACAUACUAGUACUUGACAAAUGUUUUUGUUCAUGUAUAUAUCAAACAGCUGUAGGGGCAAAUAUUUUGUAUUGUUGCUGGUAUCUUAAUGUAAUAGGUGCUGCCUUAUAUAUAAUCACAAUAACAUUAUAUAGAAUUAGCAUUUAUUAAGUAGAGUUAAUUAUGCAGCUCAAGCAACUGUUUCUAUAGAACUUGUAUUGUCUUCUUAAUUUUAGUUAAUCAGUGUGUGAUGAAACCAUACAAAAUCUGUCAGAAGCUAGAUUCUUAAUGCAUAAUAAUCAAAACAUACUUACCUAGAUAUAUGCAGGUGAGCUGUACUCUAAAUGCCCACAGAUAGGCAGUCACUACAUCUCACAGAUAACUAUCUUUUUUUUCUGCCUUUCUUCUCUUCAUCUCCUGGCUUUCACAUUGAUAUAUUUGUAUGUAAUCAAAAAGCUGUACCAUUUGUAUCCACAAAUAGUAUGGCAUAUUGCUUAUUCUCAGGAGAUAUUAUAAGUGGCUUUAUCUAGAAUAUACUCGUACAUACUUUAUAUAAAAGUGCAAUAUCAUAAGUGUGCACUGUUGAUAGACUUCUUGGUUCUUACCAAAGGUCCUUUCUUCAAUGAGCUAGUCAGUGUUUUCUACUGAUAAUAUUGUGCCUUCUUGCUUAUAUAAUUAGAAAAAGGCAAAAAGUAUGUUAAACGCUGGUGUUUGUUGAGGGAAGUUUAAAGGAUUUGUAUUCAGUUUCUCAGAUAUUGUCAUAUGCCCCACUCAUGAUCUUUUGAGUAAGCAAAGAUAAUUUCCCCUUAAAUAGUAUCUAGAUCCAUUAAAUACUUUGAAUUUAUGUUUAGAAUACAGAAUAUAUCCAUGAAAUUUAUUCCGUCCCCAAGAGAAGUGGUUCCCUCACUGUGUAGAGAUAAGGAUAUUAUGAAUCUCGUAUAAACCGUGUUAUGCAUUCUUCUUACAGAAAAUAUGUAUAGUUUGAAGUGCAGUGAAAGCAUACUCAAUUGGAUAAAGGAUAAAAUCUGUAAUAAAGAUAUUUAUUACUCAUAGUGUCUACUUAAUAUUAAAUGUUUUAGUUAUUUUUUCUGUUAUUUUUUAUGUUUUCAUUAUGUUAUUUGUGGCAAAAGAUAGUAGAUAUUUGAUACAUGAUUUCAAAUCCUUAAUGUUAGUAGACUUUAUAUUGUAUUAACAGAAAAUUUAUAUCUAUAUUCAAGCUUAUAUCACAUAAAAGUUUUAUCAAGCAGGAUAUCUAAAAAAAUAUAUAUCUGCUGUUAAGUAGUUUUGUUUAGAUAAUAUGCAUUUACACUGUCAAUUCAUAAUGUAGAAAUUUGUACAACUGAUGAUACACUGUUUGAAGCAUAUAAUUGUUUUGUAUUAUUUGUAUAAUAAACACCUCUGUUAACCCAUGCUGAUACAGUGAUUGUUUCAGAAUUCUUAAAAUCAAAAUGUAAUAAAACAUUAAUUAUUGUUAUGGAAUGCAGUCUGAAUUAUUGGUUGUCAAUUUUAUAUGCUAAACCCCAAACCAUUUGAGCCAUUGAUAUAUAGCCCAUGAGCACUGGCAAAUUAAGAAAAAUGUUUUAUAAUUUUUAUAGUAUCUACAAUUUUCAAAGCAAAAGAAAAUAAGUGGUAUGUAAAUCCACAAAAUGUAAUGUAUGGCAAAAUAUGUUCUAAUUAAUGUCUAACUUCCAACCAAAUUACAUGGUCCAGCAGCUACUAUUAUAUCUUUAUGAUUUUACAGAGGUAUGUCAUUUUGUUCCCGAAACAGUAUUUUGACUCGAUUUGUUUGUUAAUUAUGUGUGAAGAUUAUCUUUUUCACCUCACCAUCUUUAUAUUUUUUGUUACUAACUAAAUUCUUGAUAUGGAAUAUAUUCUAUGACUGAUAAAAGCUGUUCAUAAUU
Messenger RNA from Penaeus indicus, 4969 nucleotides. Its product is annotated as galectin-9-like. The record is from RefSeq and is a predicted model, not a curated record. NCBI's taxonomy places the organism in Eukaryota, Metazoa, Arthropoda, Malacostraca, Decapoda, Penaeidae. Gene Ontology annotation, molecular function: carbohydrate binding; galactoside binding. The transcript is spliced from 8 exons. Bases 277 to 1254 code for a protein of 325 amino acids.